AAGAAAAGCAAUAUAAACAAUCUCAAUAUUUUCUUCCUGUGAUAGCAACCUUGAAGAUGGAAUUUGAAACUUUGGUUCCUUUGUUACUUUUUUCUGCAACUCUAGUUUGGUUCAUAUUCUUAGCCAAAUUUAGAUUAUCAAAAUUCCCAAAAACUCCCUCAUCCACCGCCACCGCCAUUCCCAAAGCUUACCCUAUUGUUGGUUCCGCGUUUUCUUUUGCAGCCAAUUUCCACCGGCGCGUGCAAUGGACCUCCGACAUUCUCCAAACAAUCCCUUCCUCAACCUUCGUAUCCCGUCAAGCCUUCGGUUACCGCAUGGUUUUCACAGCAAACCCCGCGGUGGUUCAACACAUUCUCAAAACCAACUUUCCUUGCUACAACAAAGGUCCCAAAUUUCACCAAACUCUAUUCGAAUUUCUUGGCGAUGGAAUUUUCAACGCCGACGGUGAAACCUGGAAGAUUCAACGACAAAUCUCCAGCCAUGAAUUCAACACUAAAUCUCUCCGCAAAUUCAUUGAAACCGUAGUUGACGUGGAACUUGCCGAUCGUCUUCUCCCUAUUCUUUCCGAAGCUUACAACAACAAAACAAUCCUCUCUAAUUUUCAAGAUAUCCUACAACGUUUUGCAUUCGACAACAUCUGCAUAAUCGCAUUUGGAUAUGAUCCAGAGUAUCUCCUCCCUUCUCUUCCAGAAACCCCGUUUGCAAAAGCCUUUGACGAUAGCUCGAGAAUCAGUAUCGAGAGGGUGAAUGUCUUGACUCCAUUGAUAUGGAAAGUGAAGAGAAUCCUAAACAUCGGCUCGGAACGACGGCUGAAAGAAGCCGUCGCUGAAGUAAGAGGACUCGCCACUAAAAUUGUUAGGGAUAAGAAAAAAGAGCUUAAAGAAAAAGCAACUUUGGAAUCAUUGGAUAUUUUAUCGCGUUUUUUAAGUUCUGGACAUUCUGACGAAGCUUUUGUUACUGAUAUUGUAAUAAGCUUUAUUCUUGCUGGUAGAGAUACAACUUCUGCAGCACUCACAUGGUUCUUUUGGUUACUUUCUAAGCAUAGUGACGUUGAGAAUGAGAUUCUCAAAGAGAUUACUGCAAAAUCGGAAUCAGUUAGUUUCGAUGAGGUGAAGGAUAUGGUUUAUACUCACGCGGCGCUGUGCGAGAGUAUGAGGUUGUAUCCUCCGGUUCCAUUGGAUCCCAAAGAAGCAGCUUACGACGAUGUUUUGCCAGAUGGGACUGUAAUAAAGAAAGGGUGGAGAGUGAUGUAUCAUGUAUAUGCUAUGGGAAGGUCUGAGAAAAUAUGGGGACCGGAUUGGGCUGAGUUUCGACCAGAGAGGUGGUUGCGUCGGGAUGAGGAUGGGAAGUUGAGCUUUGUUGGGAUGGAUCCUUAUGCUUAUCCGGUUUUUCAGGCUGGGCCAAGGGUGUGUUUAGGGAAGGAAAUGGCGUUCUUGCAAAUGAAGAGGGUGGUUGCUGGAGUUCUGAGGGAGUUUAGGGUGGUUCCGGCGAUGGCCGAAGGGGUUGAGCCGGAGUUUGGUGUGAACCUUACCUCGAUAAUGAAAGGUGGCUUUCCGAUUAGGGUUGAGAAGCGUUGCCAUGCAAGUGAAUGAAAAGAAUAGCGCUGUGAUUGUAACCAAAAUAAGAGUUUCCCAAAAUAAUAAGGUGGUGUAGUAUUAGGAGUGGUUCUGGCUUUACUCUGAUUCUGGUUUGCUGAUCUGAUCUGCUAUUUUGGUGUAGCCUGUGACCAUUAUGUAUUGGCUGUUGCUGUUGUUCUACUCUAUUUUUGUUUGUAUCUUUAGUUCUGCAUAGGAUUGUUUCUUUGUUACUGGUGUAUUUGUGCUGUUUCUGCAGCAUCAGUUUGUACUGGUUAAUGGCAUCUAUUAUGCCAAUUUCAAUGGAUCCGUUUUACU
This is a messenger RNA of Vicia villosa (hairy vetch), 1892 nucleotides long. Its product is annotated as cytochrome P450 94A2-like. The transcript has a single exon. The record is from RefSeq and is a predicted model, not a curated record. Gene Ontology annotation, molecular function: heme binding; oxidoreductase activity, acting on paired donors, with incorporation or reduction of molecular oxygen; iron ion binding. Bases 57 to 1592 code for a protein of 511 amino acids. Lineage: Eukaryota; Viridiplantae; Streptophyta; Magnoliopsida; Fabales; Fabaceae.